AUGCAAUACGUCCGGAAUUUGAGCGACUCGGUGUCGACAGCAUGGAACUCGAUCAACCCGGCCACCCUCAGCGGGGCCAUCGAUGUGAUUGUGGUCGAGCAAGAUGACGGCAGCCUGUCGUGUUCUCCAUUCCACGUGCGAUUCGGCAAGUUCUCGCUGUUGCGCCCGUACGAGAAGAAGGUCGAGUUCAAAGUCAAUGGGGUGAAGCAGCCGUACUCGAUGAAACUCGGAGAGGGCGGGGAGGCUUUCUUUGUGUUUGAGACCAGCGAUACCAUCCCAAAGAGCCUGCAGACCUCGCCGUUAGUGUCGCCCGCCUCUAGCCCACCUCUCGAUCCUCAGCAGAGUGGGCAACCGCCAUUACAAGAGCCUGAAUCCCUGGACCUCAACGACCCCGUGGGAAAGUCUCGUUCGGCGAGCUUCACACGGCCACCCCCGACGGUUCUGCAGCCUAUGGGCCGAGACGGCCUGCUUACACCUCGCUCGACAUCCCCAGAGCUCUCCAAAGGCGCUCCCUCUGUCGAGAAUUCUCCCCGGCGCCCCUACAGCGAUGACAUCCUCCGACGAGCCGGGCGGAAGCUGUCGAGUGACCACAGUUCGAGUGACGAUGAUAACCCCUUGUUGCCCGAACAGUCCAUGAGCCCCCCUGCCCUCGCCCCGGAGGAAGCUCUACAGCGGGCUAACAACCUGUCCAAGGAGCUAGCUGCCGUGGGCAUCCCAACACACAUCACCGGAACCGGAGACCUCAUGCUCGACAUGACGAGUUUCAAGAACAGCGACGAGGAUGCCAUCCGAGCAGAAAUACUCGCUCGCAAGGUGCUCUCGGAGGAGCUAGAUGGCAACUACGAUAUUGGCGCUCUGUUUGGCGUCGAUGAGCGGGGGAACCUCUGGAUCUACAGCAGCGAAGAGGCCAAGAGCGAAGCCAUGGCGAGGGCGAUGGAGUCGACAAUGCGCGGGCCGCCGGGCCUGUCUAUCGAUGCCGCAUCCGACCCCGGUUACCAGAGCGACAGCAGCGAUGCGACAGCGUCGCCCACCACGCCGGGCCACCACCGGAGGACCGAGUCGGAUGUCGGACAGAUGACCCUGCAGACCCCUCCCAGCUCGCCCGGAGCCGCGCCCGCAGGCGAUCCUAACAGAAACUACGCCAAGACGCUCCGGCUGACUAGCGACCAGCUCAAAGCCUUAGAUCUGAAACCGGGUGAGAACUCGAUGAGCUUCACGGUGAACAGGGCCACCUGCCAGGCCUACAUGUACCUGUGGAAGCACGAAACGCCCGUGGUGAUCUCAGACAUCGACGGGACCAUCACCAAAUCCGACGCUCUCGGCCAUGUGCUCAACAUGAUCGGACGAGACUGGACCCACGCAGGUGUGGCCAAGCUGUACAACGACAUCGUGGCCAACGGCUACAACAUCAUGUACCUAACCAGCCGGUCCGUCGGGCAGGCCGACAGCACACGGACGUACCUCGCGGGCAUCGUCCAGGACGGUUACCGCCUCCCACGAGGACCAACAAUCCUCUCGCCCGACCGAACAAUGGCCGCCUUACGCCGCGAGAUCUAUCUACGCAAGCCGCACAUCUUCAAAAUGUCAACCCUCCGCGACAUCCGCAGCCUGUACGGGCCGGACCGCACGCCCUUCUCGGCCGGGUUCGGCAACCGGUUCACCGACCAGAUCUCAUAUCGCACCGUCGACGUGCCGCGCACCCGCAUCUUCACCAUCAACUCCAACGCCGAGGUCUCGCUCGACCUGCUCAGCCUCAACCGCAUGAAACUCAGCUACGUCAACAUGAGCGAGGUCGUCGAUCACUACUUCCCGCCCGUCGGGACGCUCGUCAAGGGCGGCGGGGAGGAGUAUACUGACUUCACCUUUUGGCGGGACACGCCGCUGGAGCUAGAUGAGUUUUCCGCGAGUGAUAGCGAGCAUGAAGACGAUGAUGACGAGGUGGAUGACGAUGACGAUAUCGAUGCCCACGGCCCCGAAGAGGAUGAGUAUGAAGAGUAUGCCGAGGAGGGAGACGAGGAAGAAGUCGGCGAGGGUCUGGGGGAGAGCUAUUUCUCGCGCAACUCGGUGGACGAGUACGGCGAAGGCAGCGCCCUGGGCGAGAGUUACGAUGAGGAGCGGAUGAUGAGCUCGACGAUAGAGGACGAAUACGCCGCCGACGACGACGGGCACGCUGUCGAAGAGGAGUUGUAUGUGGAAGAGGGUGCCAAAGGGCAUGAAGAGGGGGACGUGGAGAUUGAUGAGGACGUUGAAGUGAAACUGCCCAUUCCCGGCCGGAAAUCGCCGAACGGCGGCGCUGGGGUCCACGAUGUGGAUGCUGAGCUGAUCACGGGGGUGAAGAACUUGAGGAUGGACAAGAAGUGA
Molecule: messenger RNA, 2361 nt
Organism: Dichotomopilus funicola
Lineage: Eukaryota; Fungi; Ascomycota; Sordariomycetes; Sordariales; Chaetomiaceae
Product: Lipin/Ned1/Smp2-domain-containing protein
Exons: 2
Coding region: 1-2361 (786 amino acids)
Biological process (GO): triglyceride biosynthetic process; fatty acid catabolic process
Cellular component (GO): nucleus
Molecular function (GO): phosphatidate phosphatase activity
Source: RefSeq, a predicted model, not a curated record